This is a messenger RNA of Girardinichthys multiradiatus, 3343 nucleotides long. It is a transcript of the gene plxdc2b, whose product is annotated as plexin domain containing 2b. Bases 309 to 1898 code for a protein of 529 amino acids. The transcript has 14 exons. The record is from RefSeq and is a predicted model, not a curated record. NCBI's taxonomy places the organism in Eukaryota, Metazoa, Chordata, Actinopteri, Cyprinodontiformes, Goodeidae.
UACAGCACCAUGUGGAGCUGAGCUGCACAUUUUUUACGCUUGAAACUCCCUCUUUCCCCAGAUAUCUCCAGCUCUGGUUCAGUUCAGAGCGCGCCCCAGGAGCGCGCAGAGCGGCGCACAUUCGGAGACAAGAGGAAGAAAAAAACAAACAGAGUUCAGUGCAGCGCAGGCAGGUCUUGCCUCUUUUAAAAGCAGCAGGGACGGCUGGCUGCUGGAGAGUUAGGGGCUGUCGGUGCAGGAGCGAACACGGACUCCGUUGGGGGAAAAAUAUUAAAAUAAAAGAGAGAGAGAUAAAUAAGAACUUGGAUAUGGCCGCAAUGAAGACGUCCCGGCUUCUCGUUGGAGUUCUUUUAUUGUUGCUCUGUGUGUGGAAUACCCAAGCGGAGAUCGGUGACGGGGUCUCUUAUUCAUAUGUGCUGGAGCAAGAUGGAAAUGAGGAUGCAGCAGUGGAUGUGAGGCUUUACAGUCACCGGUGGAGGAGGUGGCUUCCCCCAAAACCUAGUAACAUAGACAGCAACAGGGCCAGCCAGGAGCAGGAACUGGAGCCAGAAGCAGAGGAACCCGAAGGAUUUCCCGGACUGUUGUCUGCAGAGGACACAGACAACAGCUCCCAGAUUGAGGAGGACAUGGAUCACAACUAUUACACAUCAAAAAUGUACGGCCCCUCAGAUCCUAUGAGCAAAGACUUGUGGGUAAAUAUUGACCAGAUGGAGAAGGACAAAGUGAAGAUCCACGGGAUUCUGUCCAACACACAUAGACAGGCGGCGAGAGUUAAUCUGUCCUUCGAUUUCCCGUUUUAUGGACAUCUCCUGCGUGAAAUCACUGUGGCAACUGGUGGUUUUAUUUAUACUGGAGAUGUCGUCCAUCGAAUGCUCACAGCAACACAGUACAUCGCUCCUCUGAUGGCCAACUUUGACCCUAGUGUCUCAAGAAACUCUACUGUUAUCUAUUUUGAUAAUGGCACUGCUCUGGUGGUGCAGUGGGACCACGUCCACCUGCAGGACAACUACAAUUUAGGUAGCUUCACCUUCCAGGCCACUCUGCACAAAACAGGAAGGAUCGUCUUUGCCUACAAAGAGCUCCCCAUCGAGAUAUCACAAAUCAGUUCUGUCAAUCACCCAGUGAAGGUGGGCCUGUCUGACGCCUUUGUGGUGGUCCACAAGAUCCAGCAAAUACCCAACGUGAGACGGAGGACCAUUUAUGAGUACCACCGUGUGGAGCUUACAAAGACGAGGAUCACCAAUUCUUCAGCUGUGGAAAUUAUGCCUUUACCCACCUGUCUUCAGUUCACCAGCUGUAGUGCCUGCAUCUCCUCUCAGAGUAACUUCAACUGUAGCUGGUGUCAUCGGCUCAACAGAUGCUCCAGCGGCUUUGACCGCCAUCGCCAGGACUGGGUGGAUAACACCUGCCCAGAUGAGACCAAAGACAAGAUGUGUGAUAUAGACGACACUACGCAACUGGACACCUUGGCCACCACUAUCACUGCCAAAACAGCAUCGAAAAGUAAAGGAACCACAGCAGGCUGGGACACACCUUCCACCUCUCACGCUCCCACCAGUGCUCCCACUGAAGAUGAUACUAAGAUUGCGCUGCCUCUCAGAGACAACCAAGUUUUGCCAGCCGAUAGCACCGUCAAUAGAGUGCCGGGCACACAUCCUCUGCACACCGGUCUAAUCCUGGGCAUCCUGCUGGUGAUGGUCAUCAUGAUUGCUGGUGUGCUGAUUACUGUCUACGUGUACCAUCACCCGACUUCUGCGGCUAGCCUCUUCCUCAUUGAGAGACGCCCGAGAAGGUGGCCGGCCAUGAAGUUUCGCCGGGGUUCAGGUCAUCCUGCAUAUGCAGAGGUGGAGCCAGUGGGCCAUGAGAAGGAGGGCUUCAUCGAAUCUGAGCAGUGCUGAGGGAGGAGGUGAGGCAAUCAUCUCCACCUGAUCCCUUCCCCUCGAUCCAUCCUGCGUGUAUCCUCCUGCUUCUCGAGGAACUGCUCACCUGGAACCUCCAGGAUCGACUGAUCGGUUAAGGUGCUUUGGUAAAACUCUGAAUAUGGCCCUUUAGAGCUAGAUUAAACCCACCGAAUAGCUCCUGUCGGUGAGGAACAGACUCGCCGGGGGCAGGGGGGAGGGGACAGCACUCAGACAUAGUCAUUCAGCUGGCAUUGAUAAGGAUUUCUGGCUGCUAUCAUGCUGCCAUUGAGAGAUUGGACUGACUGAUUAUUUUUGUCCAAGAAGGAAGCAGGGUGACCUAUACAAUAUAUAUUUUCAGAACCAAUACAGAGUACGUGAACAGAGAUUUCUUGGUGUUAUAAGCCUUUGUAUAUCCAUCUGGUUUAUACUAGUUUUCCUUUUUAUUCCAGUCUGAGUUUUUUUAUUAUUAUUUUUUGCUGUUUUUAGUACGAUGGGGUUGGCACAUUUCUCUGGACACACUGUCGGUAUUGCUUUUCAAUACCACAGCAGAUGUAAUUGACUUUUCCACAGCCUGCUCUGCUGUGCAACACGACGUGAGCUGAACUGUCACUGAGAUCAAUCAAAGCUCUGAACACUCAGCUUCUUUUUUCGGAUUAGUUUGUGAUGAUUGGCUGGGGAAACAUUGUGUUUGUUUGUUUUCAUGGGUGAUGGGAACACUUUUUUGUGUGUUUUUGUUUUCAUUACUGCCUUACUCUUUUGUCCCUGACUACAAUUUGCACAGUUUUUUUUUUUUUCUUUAAUUUUCACAGUUUUAGUUUUUGCAAAUUUACAAGACAGGCGCUUGUGAGUGUGAAUAUAUUUUCUGAAGUGUAAGUGAUUCGUGUGUGUGAAUACAGAGGAGUAGUUAACAGUACUGAUGAAUUUGAGCUGGCUCUGUGCAGGUGAUUCCUAUAUUUAGAGGUGCAGUCAGAUCUUUACAUACAUUCAUCAUGAUAAUGAUAAAGAUUUUACCUUUUAAUCUUUUUCCAGGUUGUACAUACAACUCCAUUUAUUUUUAUAAAUAUUAAUUGGGCAUACAAGUUCAAAUCUAUUAGAUAUUUUAUACUUUACUUUUAUACUUUAUUGGACAGUAAUAUUUGGCUAAAUGAGGUACAGGCCUCACUUUAAGCAUAGACCUCAAAUGAAGCUUAAUAUUAUCCUGCUUUAUUCAUUUGAAAACCAGUUUUAUUUGUGCUUCGGAUCAUUGUCCUAUUGGAACAAUCAGUUGUGUCCAUGUUCCAACCAUCUGGUUGUUGUUUUGUGGUGAAGUUGAAGAACGCAGAAGUAGUUCUUCUUCAUUAUUCUAUCCACCUCAUGAAAUGCACCAGUACUACCAGCAGCACAACAACCCGACAGCAUGAUUUUUGACAGCAAAUAAAAAUUGCUUUGGUUUCAAAGACUCA